AUGAACGUUUGUAAGUUGAAAGAAAUAGUACCGCUUUUUCCAAGAUCGUCGUUUACAGAUGGUGUAGUAAGUACAGGAAAAAGUUUUCGAACUUGGGACACCUGUAUGGACAAUAAAGCAUGUAAAAUUAUUGCGAUUGUGGGUAUUGUGUUAGCAAGCAUAGUAGUCAUUUGGUUAAUUGGGGGACUAUUGACUUGUUUUAGACAAGGAGUAACAGGAAUAGGUCAAUUUGUAUGUUGGUGUUGCCGUUGUUCUGAUGCUAACAAUAAGAAUAAUGGAAUGCCCGUAAAUGAAGGGUUCAAUAGGGCCAAUAUGGGUGCGGUCCCUCCUUCUACUGUCAUUUAUCAACCUAUACAACAACCUGAGAAUGCAUACUAUAGGAACGAUGCGAAAGAUGAUGCGUUUUACGACGAGGUCAAAACUCCCAGUAAUGAAGUUUAUGAAUUGGAGGAAGAUUUUGAUUUGGAAAAACAGAAAGAGAAAACAAGAAGGAAACAGAAAAAACAAAGGAGCAAGGAAGGACACAGCCCUAGUAGGGUAGCGCCCCUAGUGUAUGACGAAGACACAUCCGAAAAUAGCAACCCUCUACCUCAAUAUAACGCCAGAAGUUCGUUUAUUCACAAUGCAGGUAACCCUAGCACCAACGACACUCAUCUUACUUCACAACCACCAGUAUUCGAUAUUAGUGAUUACGGUGAGAACUAUUAUUACGGUAAUGAUAAUAAUAAUAUUAAUGACUUUCAAGGAAACAGUUACAAUGUUCCUUCCUCUAACCAUAGAAGUCCGUAUCCAACUGAAAGUUACCAACCAUAUCGAGGGUAUAACCCAAAUCAAAACGAUAGAUAUUACUAA
This is a messenger RNA of Saccharomyces mikatae IFO 1815, 852 nucleotides long. RefSeq names its product Pin2p (gene PIN2). The record is from RefSeq and is a predicted model, not a curated record. Gene Ontology annotation, cellular component: plasma membrane; cellular bud neck. The transcript has a single exon. The coding region runs from base 1 to 852 and encodes 283 amino acids. NCBI's taxonomy places the organism in Eukaryota, Fungi, Ascomycota, Saccharomycetes, Saccharomycetales, Saccharomycetaceae.